Messenger RNA from Coregonus clupeaformis (lake whitefish), 2894 nucleotides. Its product is annotated as inositol 1,4,5-triphosphate receptor associated 2. The record is from RefSeq and is a predicted model, not a curated record. NCBI's taxonomy places the organism in Eukaryota, Metazoa, Chordata, Actinopteri, Salmoniformes, Salmonidae. The coding region runs from base 1434 to 2741 and encodes 435 amino acids. The transcript is spliced from 14 exons. Gene Ontology annotation, cellular component: endoplasmic reticulum membrane.
GAUCCGAUUAUCUCGUCUUUUCACUUCAGCAGGAGACUGGCGAGCAUAGAGCUGAGUCACAGGGUAAGAGCUGUCCUAUAGAGCUGAGUCACAGGGUAAGAGCUGUCCUAUAGAGCUGAGUCACAGGGUAAGAGCUGUCCUAUAGAGCUGAGUCACAGGGUAAGAGCUGUCCUAUAGAGCUGAGUCACAGGGUAAGAGCUGUCCUAUAGAGCUGAGUCACAGGGUAAGAGCUGUCCUAUAGAGCUGAGUCACAGGGUAAGAGCUGUCCUAUAGAGCUGAGUCACAGAGUAAGAGCUGUCCUAUAGAGCUGAGUCACAGGGUAAGAGCUGUCCUAUAGAGCCGAGUCACAGGGUAAGAGCUGUCCUAUAGAGCUGAGUCACAGGGUAAGAGCUGUCCUAUAGAGCUGAGUCACAGGGUAAGAGCUGUCCUAUAGAGCUGAGUCACAGGGUAAGAGCUGUCCUAUAGAGCUGAGUCACAGGGUAAGAGCUGUCCUAUAGAGCUGAGUCACAGGGUAAGAGCUGUCCUAUAGAGCUGAGUCACAGGGUAAGAGCUGUCCUUCAAUGCUUAUAUUACCAUCCUCCUGCCUCUGACUGCUGUCCAAUAGCACACACCACCCUAGGCACUUCACUGAGCUCUAAAAGGAUGUAUUAGCUAUCUAUGGUUAAAGCCCCACCAGUCCCUCUGAAUGGCUUGGUGGAAUUUGCCAUAAUGUUUAUACCUAUCCAAUCCUUUCAACUCUACUCAAGUAGCUAUAGGCAUUCAAGUUGAUUUGGAGUUGGACGUGUGUAGGGGAGAAUGAGUGGGCUUUGACAUCACAACCAUGAGCGUAUUCAUUUAAACUGAUUCUGUUCAAUUGAAGCAAACGGAACAAAAUGGAGAGGCACCUACCUGAAUUUGUCCAAUAGAAACUCUUGUUUUAACUGAUUGGACGAAUGAUUACACGCCUGGGGUAAGCAAAGGAGGACUGUUUGGAAGUUUGUUUCGUCUUUAGCGUUCUAGCUUCAGGUGAAGCUCACUUGUACGAGUGAACAAGAGUUCACUCAAACAAGUGUGAAUGUGUGUUUUGGGGUUGUGGGUGGUCCCUAAUCUGUCUUUAUCACCAGCUCUUGGAUGCAUUCCCUCUAGAAAAACAUGACUCCCCCAUUGGUGUGUGUGUCGGUGUGAGGGAACACAGCUGGUGGGAUUUCAAACAGCUGACGGGGGACCUUUAAAAUGCCAUUAUAGGGAAAAGUGAACAAGGGGGAGGGACAGAAGGAGAACAGGGAAGAAGAGAGAGGAAGGAGUGUGUGCAGCAUCACUAGACCUGAAUGUUACUGUGCUCAGUAGCUCCUGAAAAACAAAACAUCCUUGGACACCACGGGCCUCACUACAUCGCAGUGAGGUCUUCUUUUCUGUAGGGUUGGUAAAAAGUAUGAGGGGUGUGGAGAAAGGUAAUGGAUAUAAACAACACUGUACUCACCCUCUGUACCACUCUGCCUAACACUGGGACCAUGAAUGCACAGGAGGCCACUCCCUGUGAGUAUGCUGGCAUACUGGGGGAUAGCUCUGACUCUGACGAAGAGACCAGUCCAGAGGAUCAGCUGGCUUUCUCCUGGAAGAACCUUCCUAUACUGGAGAGAUUGGGCCUCAGCAGUGGUACAGAGAUGACUGAAGAGGAAGUUGAGAGUGAGUUUACCCAGUUUGCGCUGGCGUUCCGUUGUGACCAGUACACCCUGACCCAGAGACUGCAGGCUGAGGAACACGACAGAACCGUGGCCCAGGAGAACCUCAACCUAGAACUGGAGCGUACCAGAAACACACUGCAGGUGGGGUAUCUGAAAGGUAGGUGUGUAGACGCUGAGCUUUCAGAGAUGCUGAGUCGUAUCGAGGCCAGUCUGGACACAGUGCUGGACGGCGUGAGCGACAUCAUCACUGCUGCUGAGAUGCUGGGGACCGUGCACCAGGAGGCACGCGUGUGUCGUUCUGUGGAGAUGAUGGGUGUCCACGUGGAGCAUCUGAAGCGUCGUCACGCUGUGGAGAGAGCCGAGCUGCUGGAGACCAGAAAGUAUUUUCACCGCAGCCGGGGCAGGAGACACAGCGACUCAGAGGAUGGAGAAGUCAGGCACCUGUUUGUCAGGCGAGACUCCCAACAGACCCUCCUUCGGCGAAGAGUCAGCGUCACACUAAUCCCAACGGGAUCCCAGCUCAGCGACCUGGAGACCAAGUUCCAAGAGGGUUGCAUGGCCAGUGCUGACACUGACAGCCAGGGGCCAGAAUGGGGCAGUGUGAACCAAGCCAGCAGGCCCUCUGAGAUGUCCCCCCUGGCCAGCCCGUCCCCCCACCACGCCCCCCUCCUGCUCAGACAGAGCUCCACACAGAGCUCCCAGAGCCUGGAGGAAGAGAGUGAGGUAGCCCCUCACACCAGUUCCCUGCAGAUGACACGACGUCACAGGCGGGGGUCUGCGAUCGUGGCGCGUGAGGCUAGUUCAGAGGAGGCCGAAGCCAAGGGGUCAAGAGCGGGGUCUGGAGCGUGGGCGGGGUCAUUAGCAGGCACAUCCGAGCCCAGUGAGCCCAGUAGCUGUAUGGCUGAAUCAGUCUGCACCACAGAACCGCCAGUGGUGCUGUCAGUGCAGCGCCCCCUAGCUACCUGGCUGUCUUACUGGACGUGGAUGGUGCUGCUCCUCCUGGCUCUCUACUUCGUCCUGCUGCUGGGGUUCCUACUCUGGGGUCUGAAGGUUCCACACCACAGCUCUAGCUUCUGACAUCUCACUUCUGCUGCACUGCAUCUCAGCUCUACACCACAGAGUUCUGGGAUCCACGUUCUGUGUUCUGACAUAUGACUUAAUAAUAUACACUGCUCAAAAAAAUAAAGGGAACACUAAAAUAACACAUCCUAGAUCUGAAUGAAUGAAAUA